GGCGAGUCACCUGCCAUGCUGAUGCUUGUGAAAUCACUUGCUUGGGCCACUAUACGAAUUGAAAAAGGUGUCAAAAAGCCACAGCCACAGAUGCUGAAGACUCCUGCUGCUAAUGGUAUCAUUGAAAGAGAUGAAACACCUAUGGAGAAAGAAAUUGCGCGUCUGCAUCGAGUGGACUUUGAAUUCUCUGACAUAUUCUACUUCUGCAGAAAAGGCUUUGAGGCCAUUGUGGAAGAUGAAGUCACCCAAAGGUUUUCCUCUGAAGAGCUGGUCUCCUGGAAUCUCCUCACCAGGACUAAUGUCAACUUCCACUACAUCAGCCUGAGGCUGACUGUUGUGUGGGUCAUUGGGGUUAUAGUGCGGUACUGCUUCCUGCUGCCCCUACGCUUUACCCUUGCUGCCAUUGGGAUUACCUCAAUGAUUGUGGGGACAACAGUGGUAGGACAGCUGCCAAACAGCAGUGUGAAAAACUAUCUGAGUGAAGUGGUCCACCUCACGUGCUCCCGCAUCCUUGUCAGAGCUCUGUCUGGUACUAUCCAUUAUCAUAACAAGGAAAACAAACCUCAGAAGGGAGGAAUUUGUGUUGCCAACCACACAUCACCAAUAGAUGCGAUUAUUUUGACAAAUGAUGGAUGCUAUGCAAUGGUUGGCCAGGUUCACGGUGGACUAAUGGGAGUUAUUCAGAGAGCCACAGUCAAGGCCUGUCCUCAUGUCUGGUUUGAACGCUCGGAAAUCAAAGACCGCCAUCUAGUGACCAAAAGACUGAGGGAACAUGUGGCGGAUAAAAGCAAGCUCCCAAUCUUAAUUUUUCCAGAAGGCACCUGCAUAAACAAUACAUCUGUGAUGAUGUUCAAAAAGGGGAGCUUUGAAAUAGGAGGGACAAUCUAUCCUGUUGCAAUCAAAUAUGAUCCUCAGUUUGGAGAUGCAUUCUGGAACAGCAGCAAAUAUAACAUCGUGAGCUAUCUGCUGCGAAUAAUGACCAGCUGGGCCAUUGUUUGCAAUGUGUGGUACAUGCCACCAAUGGUUAGAAAGGAAGGCGAAGAUGCUGUUCAGUUUGCCAACAGAGUGAGGUCAGCCAUUGCUCGCCAAGGAGGACUGACUGAACUUCCCUGGGAUGGAGGUCUAAAACGAGCGAAAGUCAAAGAUACUUUCAAAGAAGAACAGCAGAAAAACUACAGCAAGAUGCUAGUAAGAAAUGGAUCAGUAGGAAGUCUGUCUGCAGGAACAGAGUCAGACUGAAUUGUCGUUCCUGAAAACUAACUUUGCACAACCAGCCUUAGCAGGAAUAAUGUUUUUUAAUUAAAAAAAACAACAAACACAAACUGGAGCAACAAAAUCCCGCAUCACGUUAUGCAUAUUCUCUGUAUGGCUGGUGCAGAG
Charadrius vociferus (killdeer) is the source of this 1380-nucleotide messenger RNA. RefSeq names its product 1-acylglycerol-3-phosphate O-acyltransferase 9 (gene GPAT3). Gene Ontology annotation, molecular function: glycerol-3-phosphate O-acyltransferase activity. The record is from RefSeq and is a predicted model, not a curated record. Gene Ontology annotation, biological process: triglyceride biosynthetic process. The transcript has 12 exons. The coding region runs from base 16 to 1239 and encodes 407 amino acids. Lineage: Eukaryota; Metazoa; Chordata; Aves; Charadriiformes; Charadriidae. Gene Ontology annotation, cellular component: endoplasmic reticulum.